GCUCUUCAGCAAUGCGGUUUUGUUGUCGCGAUGACUGGGGACGGUGUGAACGACGCCGUAGCUCUCAAGUCGUCCGACAUCGGCAUUGCCAUGGGGCACAUCGGAACCGACGUUUGUCGCGAGGCGUCCGAUAUUGUCCUGUUGGAUGACAACUUCGCAACUAUCUUGGCCGCCAUGGAAGAAGGAAAAUCAAUUUUCCACAACAUUCGCAAUUUUGUUGGAUUCCAACUGAGCACGUGA
Messenger RNA from Dicrocoelium dendriticum, 240 nucleotides. Lineage: Eukaryota; Metazoa; Platyhelminthes; Trematoda; Plagiorchiida; Dicrocoeliidae. The record is from the annotation of a GenBank genome assembly.